Trichobilharzia regenti is the source of this 4402-nucleotide messenger RNA. NCBI's taxonomy places the organism in Eukaryota, Metazoa, Platyhelminthes, Trematoda, Strigeidida, Schistosomatidae. The record is from the annotation of a GenBank genome assembly.
UGCAUAGUGGUUUUCCUGACUAAGUAAGUGGCCGUCGAUCUUCUUAUUGGAAAUCCUAAUAACCCAACUGAGGGCUUUUACGGAAGACUGUACAACAGGAGAAGAAAAAUAAACAGUUCACAAAAACGGCUCAUCUUCAGUCACCUCUGUGAAUACAUGUACAGAAACUAGUCUAACUUAGCAACUGAUACUCCUCAUUAUAACUGGGACGUAUUUUUAAGUCGUGUCAGAGAACGAUACCCUGUGUAAUUUUUUUAUGCAUUUUCUUGUAAGUAAACGUCAUUCUUGGACAAAAAUCUUCAUCUUUUAGUGGUUGGCUCAAGGUCACUCGUGCGUUCUCAUGACUUGGGACUCUAUUGUUGAACUUUGCCUAGUCUUGCUGCUUAUCCGGCCUUUGUAAUUUAAUGGCUUUUGCGGCUACUGUUUUGUCGGAGAGUUGGUGUUCACUGGCAUCCAUGUAUACUGUCAUGGUAUUUCUAGAUGCGUUGCAAAUGGUGGUCCAUCUGAGGUAAUCGGUCUAUGGUUUCCUUUGUUUCACCUCUUUAACUGGGUUUUCACUAUGUCUCACUGACUUCAUCUGUUCUGAUUUCUUCCCGGAUAGCACUUGGUUUUUUGAUGUAAUGUUGUGAUAUCUCUUACCUGCAGCUGAUUCUGUUUCAGUUGCCAAUGUGUUGUAAAAACGUCACUUCUCUCCUGGCACACUCAUUUUUUCAGUGCACUGUAGGUUAUACUCAGCUUUCCUUUUUGUUGUUCAUCUCCGCACUGGAUCAUCUGUUUCACCACCUUUCUAUAAGCUUUCGGAUGUUCAAGAGCCAUUCUUUAUCACAACUCCUCUUCCUGCCUCAGAUGUCGAUACAGGUUUCCUCCCACGUUACUUGCGGAGAGCUCCGGUGUUCUCCCACUCAGGUUUCUCCUCUGAUGCUGCUCAAUAUCUCCAACCUUCUCCCGAUGACUGCGGUGAAGGCAUGUUUUGUAAUGUUGUCUUUCAACCUCCAGAAGUUGGUGGUCUAUCUCCUGUUCCUUUGAAGGUUUUUAACUUAAAUAUGUAGGUCUUUUGCAGUACAUAAUGGUGUGAGCCUGUAUCUGUUCGUCUUCUCGGUUUUGUGUUCAGUAGGCUACAACUUCUCUUUCUUCAGAUUGAGAUGACGUCUGUCAGAUUUUCCGUGUGUCCAUGUGAUGAAACCCAUGUCUUCUGGAUGUCGUUGUGCUUGUACAUACUGCUUCUAGUCACCAAGUCAUUAGAUUCACAGAAGUCUGUAGAGUUCUGGGUUCCCAUUCAUUUCACGGGGCUAGUGCCCCGCGAUGUAUAAUGAGUUCUUUUCCUGUGUUGUCUGCUUGCAGUCUUUCUUGCACUCAUAUCAUCCAUUGGAUUUUGAUGUCGCCCUCUGACUGGGGUCUUGUCCAUCGCUGCUUACUGUUAUUCAUCUGUAGAGAUCCUGUUCCUUGUCCUGUUCUGCGUCGUUUGUAGCGGUGUAUACUUGAAGCUAUACUUUCUUUUGAGUAGAAUCUUGUUGUCAUCCUGGGGAGAUCGAUUUCCACUACUUAAGAGCCUUCGAUGCUGUUGGUGACAUCAUGAUAGGCACUUCGUGUGUAUGUUCAUGGUUGUCGACUGGGUUACCGAGGUAGGUCAUCGACUUCUCAGCCAACAAUUCGAAGAGUCCACGUCCAUUCCACUUGCUCUCAAGGAUUCCUAACACUUCCAUGCUAUAUCUUCUCACUUCCCCUGUGAUCUGAGUAGCUUUUCCAGUUGAUCUCACCAUCGUGCAGGUCAUUAAUUUUCCCUAUGCUUACUUUUGCUUUCGUCGAAAAAAUCCACCGACUGAUUGGCUUCCUGGUGGCUUUCACCAGCCAGCGUCUUUCUUCCCGUCUUCCAAUUUCAGUGAAGAAUAAGUUCAUUUUUUAUAUUUUUCUGUGCUCCAUAGCGAUAGGGCUGCUUUUUUAUUGGGUACAGUCGGUGGCUCUACAGUUCAUCUUUCCUCCUCUUUGGGUCCUAGGAGUGGUUAGUACGCUAGUCAAGGCAUGCUUAGCUAAAACUGUCAUGUAAGGCUUCAAGACAAAAGUUCUGGAACUGUUUUUAUUCCAACCACGUAGAUUUCAGUGAUCGUAUUGAUCCACUUAAGAUACUGUUUUCUGUUGUUUAAUGGAAUUUUUGUCUGAGUAAAGGGAUUAAGAUUAUUAUGCUGUAUUUCUAACAAUGAUUAGUGUCCUUGACAGUAAAACAUCAGGUUUAUUAUUUUUCAUGUGAACAUAAUACAUAUUUGUAAGUAUCUUCUGGAAAGUCUAAAAGCCAGUAGAACUUUUUUAGGCUGUCACUGAGCUAAAUAUACCAUUUCGGAUAAAAGUGCUGACUAUUUUAGACUGCUAGUUUUCUUAAAUCUGUCAUUAUGUGAAAAGUGUUAAUUACAUCAAGGUGCGUUUGCUUUGCAUUAUUAGUUGUCAAUGUCAGAUGUAGUUGUAGUGCAUUAAAUAAGCUCAGCAGGCCGACACUGGUAAGUGUAUACCUCCGAUCUGUAAUAUGAAGGCUCGUGAAGCGACUUAGACUUUGAUAGCAUACGUAGAAUUCCAACCUAGUACCCUCUCCCCCCACCGUUAGAGCCGAAUGGUGAACCAUUACCACUACAGUGGGGUACAAAUAUAAACUAUCAGGUGUAUCAACCCCAUUGAUUUGAUCUCUCUACCUACCUAACCUGUCUGACACAAAAAUUGGACUGAAAGCUACAAGAAUUUUUACUAUAGCCUGUUGUGAAUUAUUUAUUCAAGUUUUAUGUGAUUUGUAGUCAACUUGUUUUCAAACACAAUAAUAAAAUGUGAUUUUUGUUGGCUAAAGUGAUCACAUUUUCUCAUGAUACCUGGAACUAGUCGAGUUUUUAAUUGACUAUACGUCAUUCCAAUUAGUGUGUGACCUUGACUGUUCAUGCAUAUGUUAUCGUUUACGUAGGUGUAUUGUUGUCACAUAUAAAGGACACUGUUUACUGUGAAUACAUUGUGUUGAUUUAUUUCAUUCAUUGUAUGAGGUUAUUAAUUACGUAGUUUUAUUCUUCGUAUUAGGCUUGAUUUAUUCAAGUACUUAUCUAUCAAAAUGGUUGCUUUGGAGUUUAUUUCCCAGUUGGAUAAACUUCAUUUUGUUGAUUCAGUCGGUCUAGAUGAUUUCGCCGACCGAUGCUCUUACAUGUUAUCAUUUGUUAUUCUGGUUAUGUGUUUCACUAUUGUUACACUGAAAUCGUAUGUCUUUGAACCAUUGUCAUGUUAUAUACCUACUACAUUCUCGGGUUCUAAUCUCGGACCGUAUAUUAAUGCAUUUUGUUGGAUCAAUGGUACAACACCGAUUAGUGUUGAUACCGACCAGUUAGACAAUCAGAAGUAUUGGAAUAGUUUAGAAGACAAGAAAAUUAAUUAUUAUCAAUGGGUAUCAUUGGUGUUGGCAUUGCAAGCGAUUCUGUGCUAUUUACCUCGUCUUAUCUGGGAAGCAAUCAGCUUCAAUCGUGUUGGAACUAAUUUAGGAUUUCUGGUUGAAUCAGCUCAAGCUGCUUCAAAAGAGACAGGGAAUGAACGAGCUACGCGUGUUCAAUUCAUAGCAAAUGUUAUGGAUACACUUUUGUUUGCUCGUCGAGAUUUACGUAGACCAGAUGAUAAGAAAAAUGAAAAUGGCAUGACAACAUUUUUCCAUACUAUUCAAAAUAUGCUUCCACGAAAAAGACUUGGCACUGCAUUAAUCACCUAUUAUAUGCUGAUCAAAUGUCUAUACUUGUUGAAUUCAAUUGGUCAACUUUUGUUGAUGGAAAGAUUUCUAGGUAUUAAAGGGGAUUAUCGUCUAUUUGGUAUAUCAAUUUUAAAUGAUCUGAUUAUGGGUAGACAUUGGAAUGAAACAAGUGUUUUCCCUAGAGUGGGUUUCUGUCGUGUACCGAUAAAAUUGACAAGCACACCGAUACCUAUGGUGACUGUUCAAUGUGCACUACCAGUGAAUAUGUUAAACGAGAAAAUCUACGUGUUCCUGUGGUUUUGGUUUGUAUUUAUUGCUUCUUUGGAAUUUGCAAGUAUUGGUGUAUGGAUUUAUCGUCUAGCCGCUCGACAAUCACGUCUAAGACUUUUAGUACGAUAUUUAAAAAUUGCAGAUGUCUAUGAAGAAUCAAUGGAUCCAUUGCUUGCUCGAUUUGAAAUGACUUUUCUUCGACUAGAUGGUAGUUUUCUCUUACAAAUGAUGCGUUUAAAUGCCGGCAGUCUGAUUACACAAGAGAUUUUACAAGCAAUGCUAAAGCGUUAUACAGAACAAGAACAAUAUGCAAUGAAGAAACGUGCUGAACAACAGUCAUCUGCACUGAAAUCAGUAGAUGCAGAAAAAUCUGGCCUACUUCAUCCUGAUUCACCUGAUUGUACUGUUACCAAGCGUUUGGAUGCUGUUUAA